Molecule: messenger RNA, 2352 nt
Organism: Mesocricetus auratus (golden hamster)
Lineage: Eukaryota; Metazoa; Chordata; Mammalia; Rodentia; Cricetidae
Gene: Mus81
Product: MUS81 structure-specific endonuclease subunit
Exons: 16
Coding region: 692-2239 (515 amino acids)
Biological process (GO): resolution of meiotic recombination intermediates; mitotic intra-S DNA damage checkpoint signaling; DNA catabolic process
Cellular component (GO): nucleus; Holliday junction resolvase complex
Molecular function (GO): crossover junction DNA endonuclease activity; 3'-flap endonuclease activity; DNA binding
Source: RefSeq, a predicted model, not a curated record
GUCCUUAUUAGGGAAUGAGACUCCAGGGGGCGUGCCCAGCCCGAGCGCCAGCUUCAGGCUCCUUAUAAGGCUGCCUGAGGAAGGAGGCGGGUGCGGAAAGCCAGAUUGAAAAGAGGGUCGGCCAGUCAGGUGCCCGCGACUUCCGGCAUGACAGCUGGAGAUCGUGGGCUGUUCCAAUCCCUGAAGAGACCCCUGUGUCCCUCAACCUGAGAUAUCUGCCCCCCAAACCGGCCACCUUCAACCGCCCUGAGGCUCCUGAACUUUCAGUGGGCCUCAAGAGCGAAGCGUCUACUAACCUCUUCAGGAUCCAACCUCGCGUCCACAUCCGACCUCCCCACCUGCCAGGAUGCACCUCUUGCCACACACACCCUCGCCGUUCACUUAGCCUGAGCCUUCUGUGUACAUGACCGACUUUGCACCCCCACAUUUCGAGAUGUCUGCUACUGGUUUUACCUUUACUCCAUCCCUUGCACACCCCUUCAUAGACGUCCCUCUCACAAAUAUUCUUGCACUUGUGUCCGUCCCGCUCCCCUCCCCCCCUUUCUCAAGCCCUCUUUUUCCAGCUUCUACAAUAGCCUGAAAUAGCCUUGUGAGGCCUGGAAGCAAGCCAACGUCAGGCUCCUAAGCGUCUCCCCAGCCAGCCCUCCCGGCCACAGAGGGCGCUGUCCGGCUUUCUAAUUGUCAGCACAAAAUGUUCCUGCUCUCGAAUUUUGGGGCACUGCGCUCGCUCCGACGGUACCCGCUACCUCUCCGCAGCGGGAAGGAAGCCAAGAUCCUUCAGCACUUCGGAGACAGGCUCUGCCGGAUGCUGGACGAGCGACUGAGGCAGCACCUAGCAUCAGGCGGUGACCAUGCCCCCAACCUAUCAUCCGGAGAGAGGAAUCAAGCCAGUGAGGAACCACCUGCUCAAACCCAGGACUCUUCCACGCUGGUUCCCACCCAGCCUCAAGCAGGAAGUGCUGGUGGCUAUUGGCCAGCACAGAACUCAGGUGCCCGUGAGGUCCUGCUGCAACUUUACAGGGAGCACCUGAACCCUGAUGGCCACAGCUUCCUAACCAAGGAGGAGCUGCUGCAGAAAUGUGCCCAGAAGACCCCCAGGAUAGUUCCUGGAAGUUCGAGACCCUGGCCUGCCCUCCGAGCUCUACUCCAGAGAAACCUAGUCCUCAGAACACAUCGGCCAUCCAGGUACGCACUAACACCAGAGGGCCUGGAGCUGGCCCAAAAGCUGGCCAAGUCAGAAGGCCUGAGCACGCUGAACAUUGGCAUUAGGCCAGAGGAGCCCCAUGGAGAGAAGUCGGCAGCCCCAGAAGCCACCUUGUCAGAACUUGGCACCAGUGAAGGUGUCAUCCAGCAGCCACCACUGGAGCUGAGGCCUGGCGAGUACAGAGUGCUGUUGUGUGUGGACACUGGAGAAACCAGAGGGUCGGGACACAGGCCAGAAAUGCUCCGAGAGUUACAGCGGCUGCAUGUGCCCCACACAGUACGCAAGCUGCAUGUUGGGGACUUCGUGUGGGUCGCACAGGAGACCAGGCCCAGAGACCCAGCAAGACCCGGGGAGUUAGUCUUGGACCACAUUGUGGAACGCAAGCGGCUGGAUGACCUGUGCAGCAGCAUCAUUGAUGGCCGCUUUCGAGAGCAGAAGUUCCGCCUGAAGCGCUGUGGCCUGGGGCACCGGGUAUACUUGGUGGAGGAACAUGGGUCGGUCCACAACCUCAGCCUUCCUGAGAGUACAUUGCUGCAGGCUGUCACAAACACCCAGGUCAUUGAUGGUUUCUUUGUGAAGCGUACUAUGGAUCUUAAAGAGUCAGCUGGCUACCUGGCCCUUUUGACAAAGGGCCUAGAAAGACUAUAUCAGGGGCACACCCUACGCAGCCGCCCAUGGGAAACCGCAGGAGAUGCUGAAUCAGGAGCAAGACCUUCUACAAACCCUCUCUGCUCACUCCUCACCUUCAGUGACUUCAAUGCAGAAGCUGUCAAGAACAAGGCCCAGUCUGUACGAGAAGUAUUUGCCCGGCAGCUGAUGCAAGUGCGUGGACUGAGUGGGGAGAAGGCAGCAGCCCUGGUGGAUCGAUACAGCACACCUGCCAGUCUCCUGGCUGCCUAUGAUGCCUGUGCCACCCCUAAGGAGCAGGAGAUGCUGCUGAGCUCUAUCAAGUGUGGGCGUCUACAGAGAAAUCUGGGACCUGCUCUGAGCAGGACCCUGUACCAACUCUAUUGCAGCCACAGUCCUCUGACCUGACCUAUACCUGGAGACACACCCAAGCACCCAUCUUCACCUCUGCCAAGGCUAGCCAGCCUUUUAACUGGGAUCCUUUGGGCUAUAAUAAAAUUGAAAUGUUUGUGGUCUCAUGA